AUGACCGCCUCUGCACCCGCACCUCCUUCCCCCCACGAACCCGAACCCGCACUCGGUCUGCCAAUCCCCGUGUGCGACGCCCACACACACGCCCGCCUUCCCUGCAGCCCACCCGCACCCCGAAAUGUCCCCUCUGCCCACGCUGGCUCCUUGCCGGCGUAUCAGCAUCUAUCAGGAUUCACCCUCCAGAUCUCCGCCCGCAAUCGCUGCAUCCGCGGCGCGGCGACUCCAGCCAGUCAGCUGUCCGUCCCGCCGCCGGCACCACCGCUCAUACCUGCCUCGUUCGUUACAUCUGCUCAGAUCGCCCGCGACGCCGGCGUGCCCUCCAAGAUGCACCACCGCACUCCCGUCGACGCUCACCGGUUAGCUCACCGAGGAUGGCCCCCGUCGCUCGACUACCCCGCACGGUCCCCCCGAAUCCCUUGCAGAUUCUCCCCCCCCGUAUGUGCACAGGCGUCCGGUGCCUUCCUAUCGCCAGGGCUCAAAGCUGCGGCCGCCGCACAGUCGCACCAGGCUGGGGCGCCGCCGUCCGGCGUGCGCCCGCUGCCAGACCUGCGCGGUGCCGCACGCGCCCCGCUGCGCACGCUCUGA
Molecule: messenger RNA, 591 nt
Organism: Postia placenta MAD-698-R-SB12
Lineage: Eukaryota; Fungi; Basidiomycota; Agaricomycetes; Polyporales; Adustoporiaceae
Exons: 4
Coding region: 1-591 (196 amino acids)
Source: RefSeq, a predicted model, not a curated record